Messenger RNA from Colletotrichum karsti, 234 nucleotides. RefSeq lists its product as uncharacterized. NCBI's taxonomy places the organism in Eukaryota, Fungi, Ascomycota, Sordariomycetes, Glomerellales, Glomerellaceae. Gene Ontology annotation, cellular component: ribosome; cytosolic small ribosomal subunit. Bases 1 to 234 code for a protein of 77 amino acids. The record is from RefSeq and is a predicted model, not a curated record. Gene Ontology annotation, biological process: translation. Gene Ontology annotation, molecular function: structural constituent of ribosome. The transcript has 2 exons.
AUGGGAAAGGUUCACGGAAGUCUCGCCCGCGCCGGCAAGGUCAAGUCCCAGACCCCCAAGGUCGAGCCCGCCGAGAAGGCCAAGACGCCCAAGGGCCGCGCGCACAAGAGGGAGAUUUACACGCGCCGCUUCGUCAACGUCGCCGUCACCGGCGGCGGCAAGCGCAAGGUAUGCACACGGCAACGCGGCCGAGAUCACAAGGGGCUGGCUGGGGUGAAGCUGACGAUGAUGUAG